Messenger RNA from Dissoconium aciculare CBS 342.82, 3059 nucleotides. Its product is annotated as DUF221-domain-containing protein. Gene Ontology annotation, molecular function: calcium-activated cation channel activity. Gene Ontology annotation, cellular component: plasma membrane. NCBI's taxonomy places the organism in Eukaryota, Fungi, Ascomycota, Dothideomycetes, Mycosphaerellales, Dissoconiaceae. The record is from RefSeq and is a predicted model, not a curated record. The transcript has a single exon. The coding region runs from base 181 to 2727 and encodes 848 amino acids.
CGGCGUGAAAUGGACAUCUUAAAUUUCUGCGCAACAAAAGACACUCGAUAGUUGAGAGACCGUACGGAUCGAUUGUGCAGCAGCCAACUAAUAACCUUUCAUCUAUCGAUGCAGCUGGUCACCUGUCCUGUGUGAAAACCUUCAGUCCCGGCCGCGAGGCGGCUCGCAAAAGUUCCCAAGAUGUUCACCAUCAUGAAAGAAAUCAGCACUGAUCCGACUUCUGGUCGGAAGAUCCUGGCAGCUUUCAUCCCGACCUUCCUCAUUGCUUUGGUAUACUUCGGGAUCUUCGUCCUGGUCCGGAACGUCUAUCGCAAAUUCUAUGCGCCGCGAACCUUCCUCGGCACCAUACCUGAGAAGCACCGGACACCAGUCUCGGGUUUGAAGGAGGGCUGGUGGUUCGCAGACUAUAAGAACCUGUCCGAUGCAUUCGUGUUGAAGCACAAUUCGCUAGAUGCGUAUCUUUACUUGCGCUUCCUGCGCAACAUCAUCUGGAUCUGCUUCUUGACGGCCUGCGUGACGUUUCCAAUCCUGAUUCCUGUGAAUAUCACGGGAGGCGGAACUGCCAGUCAGCUGGACAAACUAACGUUUAGUAACAUCAACAAGAACAGCCACAUCUGGGCUCAUGUUGUGGUGGGAUGGUUUGUGUUUGUUGGCAUUUUCCUGUUCAUUGCGUGGGAGCGCCUGCAGCUCAUCGGUACCCGUCAAGCUUGCUUUCUAAACGAGUCAUACACAUCAAGGCUAUCGUCACGAACUGUGCUCUUUUUGAAUGUUCCUCGGGAAGCCUUGGAGCCCUCGCAGCUGAAGGAGGUGUUUGGCGAAGAAGCCGAACGUUCAUGGCCCGUCACGGAUACCAAAGAGCUCGACGACUUGGUCGAGAAACGAAAUGCGGUUGCCAUGGAUCUGGAGCGGGCCCAAAUGGACAUGAUAGUCGCUGCAGUCAAGAGGAACAAGAACCUCUCGGGUCAGACCAGCAGUGCUAGUGUCGAAGAACAGUCUGUCGUGCCACAAUCUCGUCGGCCAACUAAGAGGAGCCCGCCUGUUAUUGGCACGAAGGUCGAUCGUCUUGAUGAUGAUCGCGAGCAGUUGAGAAAUCUCGUGAAUCGUGUCAAGUUGCUAAGAGCAGCGCCGGAUGCUGACACUCCGGAUCGUUCAGCGAUAUUCGUGUCAUUCUCAUCCCAACAAGCUGCGCAUAUUGCUUUCCAGACGAUUACAUUCCAACCCCGAGUUCCGCUCCAGGAUCGCUACCUCGCAGUGCAACCCAAGGAGGUACUUUGGGGCAAUCUCGCUAAGCCUGUGGCUGCACGAGUGUCGAAAGCCUCUCUGGCUUUGGCAUUCGUGGUAGCCUUCACGAUCUUCUUCACAAUUCCCGUCGGUCUCAUUGGUACACUCAGCAACGCAAAGGAAUUGGCGAACCGCUACGAAAUUUUCAGCUGGUUGAAUCAACUACCACGGCCCAUUCUCGAUCUACUCACCGGUCUGGUGCCGCCAGCACUUACGAGUUCCUUCACCUCUUACGUUGUCAAGCUAUUCCGGCAUAUUGCGAAGCUCUCGGGAGAGCCAACUACCCCACAGGCAGAGCUUAAGACUCAAAAUUGGUUUUUUAUGUUCCAGAUCAUCCAAGUCUUCAUAGUCACCACGUUCUCUUCAGGUGUGGCGUCAGUGUUCGCCAAGGUCGCUCAGGACCCGAGUCAGACUCCCACUCUACUAGCCGCAAAUCUCCCAAAAGCGUCAAACUUCUAUUUGACAUACAUCAUCCUUCAAGGAACCACAAACGCAGCCAAUAAUCUUUUGAACUAUGAGGACCUUCUUGAGUAUCUCUUCUAUGAGUACUUCUGGGAUAAGACACCUCGCGAGAAGUUCACUACUUUUGCACAGAUGAAGGGCACCCCAUGGGCUGCAUGGUAUCCCAAAUUCGCCAACUUGUUCAUCAUUGCCAUUGCAUACUCUUGUAUCGCACCCUUGGUCACUGGAUUCGCAGCCAUCGGCAUAUUCUUCUAUUAUCUCAGCUACCGCUAUGGUCUUCUGUACGUCCGCCAAACCAAGAUUGACACCAAGGGCGAGGCAUACAAGCGCGCACUGCAACAUCUGCCGGCUGGCUUGUACUUUGCUCAACUUUGUAUGAUUGGUCUGUUCAGUGCUCGAGGUGCCGUUGUGCAGACCGCCCUCAUGAUCACUCUGCUGGUCAUCACCUCCGUUGCUAACCUGCUCCUUGACCGCAUGCUCCGCCCUCUAGACCUCUAUCUAGGCGUUGACAAGUGGCAGCGAGAUGAAGUCCCUCUUCUUGCCGAAGAAGACGGCAUCGAUCACGAUGACGAAGCUGCUCUCCACGCCGCCUCCCACGGUCGCCGACUCGGCAUCAAACAUCUUCCCAACCCUGCACCGCGAUGGCUCUCCGAUUUCUUCGACGGCAUCAUCUCCUCCGCACGAGAGCGCACCAAAGCGCUGCUGGAUGAUCCCUCGCCUUCAAGUUCGGAUUCGGACGAUGCUCCGAGUUUAAGUGAAGAAGACAUCGAGAAUGCCUACCGCAAUCCUGUACUCACCUCCAAGACACCUAAGCUGUGGAUCCCGCGGGACCCUCUGGGCAUCUCGAAGGAGGAAAUCCGUCAGAAUGAAGAGGUUGAUAUUGCUACGACGGACGAAGGGGCGGAGGUCCGAGAUAAUGGAAGGUUGAUCUGGAACCAUCAUUUUGACAAGGUUCCGAUUUUUAGUCUGCCCAAAGUCUACUAGGGAAGGUAAAAUUCAAGAGUUUGAGGUCCGAUCUCGUGCUUUAAGUGCACGCAUAUAUAUCGAUAAUCCGAACAAGGCGUUACAAAAGAAUGGACUUGGGACAGAAUUGAAAGUUCGGAUUUCUUGGUAAUGGUUUUGAUGAGCUUUAAUGGCAACAAUCAAUUUUCAACAUGAAAUUUCCCGUGCGAUAUUGCAGCUAAACCUGUCUUUCGCGAUCGAAUAUCUCCUUGAUCGGCUUAUGACUGUUCCUCAAUAUCAUCUUCAUUUGGUCUGACAUCUCCGUAUGGUAAGGAGCGCUUGGCAGGACUUCUUUCAAGUCUUCCUUCGUAAUU